AAACUCUUUGAUAUUUGAUAAAAAUAACCUAAGCUAAAAGCAAAAAUAUAAGUAAGUUGUGCAUUUUAACCUAAAACGUAGUCAUUACAAAUUCUUUGUUUUAACAACUUAAUUCAGAUCAAUAAGUGCAGUUUUUUAGAAACACGAGGAUAUAAUUUGUGACCUGUUUUGUAUACCUAUCUAAUGUCGACGCCUGAAGAGGUAAAAACAGUUACCGUAACCUCUAGUAAAAUGGAUUGGAAUCUCGAUUACGGCGCGCUAGCUCAAGACGAGGAAUUCGUUAACAAAUACGAAAGUCUCAAAGGAGCUUUGAUGGAAAUGCAAGAAGUUUUAGACAAGUUAUUGCCAAUGAGGGAACAUUAUGAAAAAAUGACAUUACCUGACAGGAUCGAAUUCGAUUUAUUCCUUGCUUACACUAUGAAUUCAUUGGAAUGGGUUCAUUUGAGGAUACUUGGCGUGGAUCCAACCACACAACCUAUCAAAGAUGAGCUUAAUCGAAUCAAGAUAGCGAUGAUGAAGUGGCAGGAAGUCAAAGACAAGUCCAAAAGGCCGACUAUGGAUAUAAAGGCAGCCAAAAGGUUUAUCCAAAGUGGCUUAUACGACAGAUACGCGGGAUACGCCGAGCCGAAAAAUAAAAAGAUAAAAUUUAGUGAUGAUGAUUAAACUUUUUAUGGGGCUGCCAGAUACUUGUGAGAACGGACACCAAAACUGGCAGAAAAUGAAAGCUGUGAUCUGUUAUACUUUAUGGUAACUGCCCAUAAAGAUUGGGGCAAAUCAAUUUACCAUACCAUGUAUAAUAUUAAUACAUACAUAAGUUAACUUGUGAUUAAAUAAAAACCUUUGAAAACA
Messenger RNA from Maniola jurtina (meadow brown), 849 nucleotides. Its product is annotated as nuclear nucleic acid-binding protein C1D-like. The record is from RefSeq and is a predicted model, not a curated record. Gene Ontology annotation, molecular function: RNA binding; DNA binding. Lineage: Eukaryota; Metazoa; Arthropoda; Insecta; Lepidoptera; Nymphalidae. Gene Ontology annotation, cellular component: exosome (RNase complex); nucleolus. Gene Ontology annotation, biological process: regulation of gene expression; maturation of 5.8S rRNA. The transcript has a single exon. Bases 184 to 663 code for a protein of 159 amino acids.